This is a messenger RNA of Lutzomyia longipalpis, 10054 nucleotides long. RefSeq names its product guanine nucleotide-binding protein G(q) subunit alpha (gene Galphaq). Gene Ontology annotation, biological process: adenylate cyclase-modulating G protein-coupled receptor signaling pathway; phospholipase C-activating dopamine receptor signaling pathway. Lineage: Eukaryota; Metazoa; Arthropoda; Insecta; Diptera; Psychodidae. The record is from RefSeq and is a predicted model, not a curated record. The transcript has 10 exons. Gene Ontology annotation, molecular function: GTPase activity; guanyl nucleotide binding; G protein-coupled receptor binding. Bases 866 to 2056 code for a protein of 396 amino acids. Gene Ontology annotation, cellular component: heterotrimeric G-protein complex.
UGUACAGUACAAUAAUUUGUGCAGUCAGCGCCAUUAAUAUUAUUGCGGCUGCUUUUUUGUUAAAUAUAUUUUCUCGUGAAAAGGUGAUAAAAGUGGACAACUUAUGGGUGUAAAUUGCUGCUGGGGUCUCCAUCGUGAGCCAUACAGUGUCUGUGUGCAUGAAACUCAUCCCGGGGCGGCAAAGUAGUCCCGUGAAAAGUGUGUCUCUGUGCGAGAAAAAAAAUCGGCCUCGCCCCGUGUCAAGAAAGUUCAAUUUUUGCAAAAUGAUUCGUUUUGUACAGUGAUUGUACGGAUUUUAGAUGCACACCCCCUUCACCUGGCUCCGGCUGCACCGCGACACUGUGUGGAAGAGGACCGUGGGCACUGCUGGACGUCUACCUGGGCAUUUUUUCACGGAGUUGGCACGUGAGGGACUCGCUGCCUGGAGGGACACGUGACGGGAGUUUUGUGGAGUUGAAAAGUACAUCCGCGUGGCAGGACGUGAACGACAGAGGACUCACAUUGUGAAUCCCACACAGGGGUGUAUUGAUGCGGUGUACAGGAGAAGAGGAAAAGUGAAGUGGAUUUAGUGAAGCAAAAAGAAAAAAGAAAAUUUGUGUGAAGAAAAAGAAAAAAAAACUCAAAAGUGGUCAGAAGGAGAGCACAAGAUCCCAUGAUCAUCUGACAGUGAGUGGGAUUUUUCUCAUAGAGAGAGCCAAAGUGAAUCAAUUUGCCCCGAAACAUUCACAUAGUGGGUGUACGGUACACACACACACAGUUGGAACCCCUUGUGGAUUUCGGCAGGAGGGGUGGUGACAACUGAGAUCAGGGUGCGGGGCGCAGCGUGGGGGUGUUGUGUGACCAGGAAGUGUGACAAAGUGAGAAUAUGGAGUGCUGCCUUUCGGAGGAGGCCAAGGAGCAGAAACGCAUUAAUCAGGAGAUCGAGAGGCAACUACGACGCGAUAAGCGAGAUGCCCGACGUGAACUUAAAUUGCUGCUCUUGGGGACUGGUGAGUCGGGAAAAUCGACAUUCAUUAAACAGAUGAGAAUUAUCCACGGAAGUGGUUACUCAGAUGAGGAUAAGCGGGGCUUCAUCAAACUUGUCUAUCAAAAUAUAUUCAUGGCAAUGCAAUCAAUGAUAAGAGCCAUGGACCUCUUGAAGAUUCAAUACAGUUUACCACACAAUCAGGAUAAUGCGGAAUUGAUUAGGAGUGUGGACUUUGAGACAGUCACAACCUUUGAGCCACCUUACGUUCAAGGCAUUAAGGAUUUGUGGUCAGAUGCUGGAAUCCAAGAAUGCUACGAUAGAAGGCGAGAGUAUCAAUUGACAGAUUCCGCCAAAUACUACUUAAUGGAAAUUGAUCGUGUGGCUGCACCAAAUUAUCUACCAACUGAACAAGAUAUUCUACGGGUUCGAGUUCCAACGACUGGGAUUAUUGAGUAUCCGUUUGAUUUAGAGGAAAUCAGGUUUAGUUAUUUGAGUGAUUUGGCAAGAAUUGAAAGUCCAGACUUUCUACCAACGGAACAGGACAUUUUGCGUGCCCGAGCUCCAACUACUGGAAUCCUAGAGUAUCCAUUUGACUUGGAUAGCAUUAUAUUUAGGAUGGUAGAUGUUGGUGGACAGAGAUCAGAAAGAAGAAAGUGGAUUCAUUGUUUCGAGAAUGUCACCUCAAUCAUCUUUUUAGUGGCACUUUCUGAAUAUGAUCAAAUUCUUUUUGAAUCGGAAAAUGAGAAUCGAAUGGAGGAAUCAAAAGCUUUAUUCAAAACAAUUAUAACUUAUCCGUGGUUCCAGCACUCGUCGGUAAUUCUCUUCUUGAAUAAGAAGGAUUUACUAGAGGAGAAAAUCAUGUAUUCGCAUCUGGUAGAUUAUUUUCCAGAAUAUGAUGGACCCCAGAGAGAUGCAAUAGCUGCCAGAGAAUUCAUUUUGCGUAUGUUUGUAGAUCUUAAUCCGGAUUCGGAGAAAAUUAUUUAUUCGCAUUUUACUUGCGCUACAGAUACUGAGAAUAUAAGAUUUGUAUUUGCUGCUGUGAAGGAUACAAUCUUGCAGUCAAAUCUCAAGGAAUACAAUUUGGUGUAGACGAAGAUGAAGAAAAAAAAUGUAAGACGCCAAAUUCGAACAUCGAAUUGUGAUGCGUGUUUCUGUGGAGUUUAUAUGCAAAAAAAAUAUAGGAACAUGAUUUAAAAAAAAACGCGGAGAUUUUUUUUAAUUUAAAAAUUAGAACAUGCAAAAAGAAAGAAAAUUGGGCAAGUUGAAAAGAAGAAGAAGAAAAAAGUGGAUCACAUUUGCAAGAGAAGAAAAAAAGAAACCUUUAGCCCAAUAAUUAGAUAAAUCAAUAUUAAAAAAAAAAGAAAUGAAACAAGUCAUUAAUUGCAAGUCAACUUGUGCGGGGAAACAGAAACCAGAGAAUCUUUAUAAAAGGAAAAAAAAUAAAUAAAGAUAGGUGGUAGUGAAGGAAAACUUCGCAUAUUUUAGAAGGUGAAGAAAUGAGGAAAUUCAGCACAAAUCCAUUCUCAGACAGAUUAUUUUUUGUAUUUAAUUCUCCUUUUCCCUAAAACUACAUAGUAAUACCUAUUAUACAUAAAUAUCCGAUGGAACUACAUAAAAUUAAAAUUUCUAUUUUAUCACGAACAUAGAAAUAUACAAAAAAAUGGAAAAAGAAAUAAAUACAGAAAACACAAAAAUUUAAAGAAGAGAAAUGCGAAAUAAAAGAAAAUUAAUAAAAGAAUUGUAGAGAUUUGUACUGUAAAACAUUUUUGUAAUUUAAUGGAAAAGAGAAAAAAAAUUAUAACAGAUUAUGUUUAAUAGACUGUAAAUAUUUUGUUUAUUUUUUUUAUUUAUUCUUGUUUUUCUUAUUUUUGUUUUUUCUUACUACAUUUUUUCUGAUGAAUCAUCAAAAUGUGCCACUUUUACAACAACAAAAAAACACACAAAAAGAAUAAAUCAUUGAAAAGGGAUAAAAAGGAUCCAAAAAAGCACGCGAAAGUGAUCAAAGUUGAAGGGAAAAAAUUGAAAAGAAGAAAAAAAAAUAUUUUUUCUCUUCAGAAUAGCAAAAAUAAAAAAAAAACGGAAGAGUUAUUUUUCAUCAAUGUGUCUAUAAGGUAGUAAUGGAUAAAUUAAUAUUUCUUGUAGCUAUUUGUGAAAAUUGUUUUUUAAUGAAAAUUCUUUUUUAUUAUUUGUUUAAAUGUUGUUUAUUUUCACUUGAUAACUUCAGUGAAAGAUGUAUGUGUAAUAAUUUCUAUUUAGUCAUUUUUAGUGCGUGCGUGUGAAAAUUUAUUAAAAAAAAAACAAAUCAAAGAUGGAAUUAUGAAAAGAUUUGGAGUGAGAAUGUCAAUGAGAGAGAGAGAGAAAAAAAUAGGGAAGAAAUAAAUGCAUUUCCUAUAUUUAAAGAGAAAAAAAAGAAGAAAAAUAUAUUAUACCUAAUACUUGCUUAAGUAAACUUUUGCGAUAAGAAACUCUGUUUUCUCUUUCACAAUUUUGCAAAAUUGGUUGUAAGAAAAAUAAAUCUUUGAGAAAAAUGCCCACUGUUUGAGAAACCAAAAAAAAUAUCACUGUGUCAUUAAGAAAAAAAAAUAACUAUAUAAAAUAGAAGGUAAAAGAAAACACAAAAAUAUAGAAAAAAAAUAUUUUUAAUUGAACAUAAAAUACAUGGAGAAUUAAAAGCGCACAAAAAAACCAUAAAAAAAACCCACACAGUUUCACAUAGAAGAGGAAGUAAAAAAAAAGACGACAAAGGAAAGAGGAACAAAAGAAAUCUUUUAAAUUGCUUUAAAACAUAUAAAAAUGCGGAAAGAAUUAAGAAUGCGUCGGUGGUGAAAGGGUAUGAAGGGAUAGUAUUCUUUGCAGUUAAUCUAAAGUUAAAAAAAAAAAAAGAAAAAUAAUUCGGGGAAAGUUUUUGUUUCUAAAGAUUUUUUUAACGAACUUUAAGUGUUUAAUUCAAUGAGUAAAAGUGUGUUAAAUUUUGAAAUUUGAAAAAAUCCUAAUUUAGCGUUUAGAGCUGUUUGAACAGCUCUAAUUUGCUUCGGAAUAGCAUUUAAGAAAUUGGAAAAAAUGCAAAAAUCUGCCGUUGCUGAUUUUCUUGUUUUUUUGCAAGAACAUUUCUCCAAAUUUCGUGAAGCCAAAUGUCGAAAUCUUGAGGAAAAAUAGCAAACUAGCGAUGCAAAAUAUAAAACAAAAUUAGCUGUACCAGAGGCUUAAAUGUGGAUGAUGUAUUACUUGUUCCAACGAGAAAAUUCAUCAAAAUAUUCGAUUCAAGUGUUCUACCUUGAAAAUCUCUACAAGUCUUGCAUUGACUGAGAAGGUGUUAAAAUUUUGCUGAUAAGAAAUAUUUAGGAAAGUCUAAUGAUUUUCUAAUUCAUAUUGUGUCUGUUGUGAUACUGAUUUCGCCCAUAAAAAUCCCAGAAAAAUCGGAAGAAAACUUUUUUUUUUAUAUUUUUCCAAGAAAUUCGUAUUAGGCGUCGAUUCUGUUAAAAAUCUUUUUCUUUUCCUUUCUUGCAGCAAGAAAAUUUUUGAAUGAUUUUAACAAUUAAUGAGCCUUAUUCAGCGACCAAGAAACCCUAGAAAUUCGCUUGAAAUCUUGAAAUUUCAGAACAAAAUUCAAGGAUUUCAAAGGUUUCUUGGUCGCUGAAUAAGGCCCAAUGUUUCAGAAUUGUUCUAUUGUCGUAUUGUAAAAGAAAAUCAAAAGAAAAAGAUUUUCAAUCUUAGAAAUAUUUGAGAGUAUUUGUUCUUUUACGAUAUGACCAAAAAACGUUGAAGUAUUCAAAGUAUUUUUCCCAGAAUACCAAAGAUCUGAUAACAUCGAUAACAUUAUCAAAUCCCAAGGAGGAAAUAGAAAAGAUUUUUAGUAGAAUCGACACCUAAAUUACGAUAAAAUAAAUUUGGGUCCUAUUCUGCGGGCACGAAAUCUUUGAAAAUUCAAGAAUUUAUUCUGAAAUUUCAGGGAUUUCAUGGUUGCAAAAUACGACCCAAUUUCUUAAUAAUCUUACCACAAACUUUAAUGUUUUAACACACUUUUGCUCUUAUUUUUUUUCCUCAAUCUGUUCAAUUGAAUUUAAUUUUCUAAAAACAAAAUGAAAGAAUAUUUCGUCAAAAUUGUGAAGAAGGUGAUACGGAGGAGUGAUGAAGCAGAGUUUUUAUAAACAUUAAACUAAAGCAAAAAAAAAUUAAUGUGCAAGUUUAACACAUCCAGGACGGCUUGACGCACAUCGGCGUCCACUGACAGUUCUCAAUUCUGUACGCUGUAACAAUUUGCCACUCUUUUUGCGUUUGACAUUUACCCGGUAGGAAAACUUCUCCAACAUUUUUUCAGCCAAUUUUGAUUGCUGACUCGUAAGGUGUUCAUAUAUGAUUAAUAAAUUUAUUAUUUAUUAAAUUUCUGAAAUGAUUUAGAAUCAGCAUUUAAAAGAUUUCAAAUUAGUUGUGACAAGAAAAUGGAAUUAUCUAGAAUAUUCUAUCAAUCUUGAUAUUUACAAUAGAACGAAUAGAACAAUAGAACAUUCUGGAUAUUAUUAUACUAUGAAGGAAAAAAUAUGAAAAAUAUCAUGUCAGGGGAAAUAAAAUUUUCAAAACUUAAAAAAAAAAACAAGAAAUAGCAGAUUAUUUAGAAUAUUCUAGAUUUUUUAAAAUUACUCUAUCACAGAGUAGAUAUUAGCUAAAUACAUGAAUUAUGAAGUUUUCAGAAUUUUUAGAAUAAAAAGGUCAACCUGCUUGUUGACGUUAUCAUUUAUUUUUAUUUAAUAUAAAGUGAUAUAAUAGCUAGAAAAUUUUCAAAAUGGUUCAGAACGGAUGGCGAAGCAUCUUUUUUGACAUAUCUAGCAUAUUUUCUCGCUUCAACAUAACCAAAUUUUUUUCUCGUGCCCGAAAAAUAGUGAGAAUUAUAGAAUAUAGAAAAGCUUCCGGAAGUUUGCCUUUAUGCUACUGAUUAACUUCUAGCUAAAAAUUUACAUUUAAAUUUAAUUUUAAGUGUUUUGUAGCGGAAAAUCUUCAUCGCUUAAAACUUUAGGUGAGUUAGGUUAUAUAUUUUGCGAAAAGAAAAUUUUCCUCUUACAUAACCUCAAUUUAAUUUUUGUGGUAAAAAAAAUGCUACAUAAUGUUUAAUAGAAUAAAGGAAACUCGUCUGAGAGAUUUUCAUUGAAAUUAUCCCAUAAAUCUGACUUUUUCCCACGUAAAUAUAAAAGUGCGGUUAUGUUGGAAUGAGAAAAAAAUGCCAAAUAUGUGCAAAAAAUUCUCUUCACCAAUAUCAUACCAUUUAAACUAUUCCUCUGACUGUUCUGUGAGCUUGAAUUUGAUGUUCAACAUACAACAGUUAGUGAAAUCUUAAAGAAAGAUUUUUGAAAUUUAAAUUGUAUUUUAAUUUGAAUAUUAUUCUUUUUUUUAUUGUUUUGUUUUUGAUUAUUUUAUAUUAAUAAAAGAAUAUUUGUGUUUCACUUAAGUGAGUAUUCUCUCAAAUAAAUAUUUUCUGAUAACGUGCGAAGAACAUAAGCACACUAUGGUCCCACCGGGUAACAUUUCUGGACGCCAGUGACUAAUUGUUACAUGUCGCGUAAAAAACCUUUGGGAAGUAUUUUACCCGUCGUCAGUGUGUUAAGCAAAACUUUUCAUACUUUGCAUUUUAUUUCUUCAUGAAAUUUUCAUGAGAAAGAAGAAAAAAACGUUACAAAAUAAACAUUUUUCAUCUUUGAAGCUUAACUAAAAAAAACAAAUAAAAGAGGUUUUAUUUGUAAAGGAAUUGCGAAUUGAAAUGAAAAUGUCACAGAGAGGAGUCAAGAAGAAAAAAAAAUGGGAAACCAUUUAGAGAAUCCUCAAAGGGAAAUUAAAGAAGAAGAAAAAAUUAAUUUAUGAAAAACAAAACAUCUAGAGAUGCAAAAAAAUUGAUACCAAUUGACGAAAGGAAUAUUAGAUGCAUAUUGUUAAUUAAUGUGAUUUCUAGAAAUAUUGCGUAGAUAAUUUUUUAAGUUAUUAUCAUGAGAGAAAGAGAGCGAGAGCGAGUGUUGAAGAGUUUGCUAAAAACAUAAAAAAAUUAUAUUUGUGAGAUUUCACGCAGAAUUUUUCUUUAAAAGAUUUUUAAAAGAAAUUGCUUGAGAGGAUGCAAUUUUAGAUGAAAAAAUUGGGAAAGCAUAAAAAUCACUUUCACAAUGAAAUUUUCUUGAAAUUCAAAAAAGAAAAAAACCUCAAAAAUUGUGAUUAUAUUUAAAGAUUUAAUACUUAAUAAACUAAAAAAAAACAUGAAAACUUUCAAAAAGUUCCACCCUUCUUCUUCCCCUCUUUUCUAUUGCGGUGUAUAGAUAAAUGAAGAUUACAAAAAAGAAAAAAAUAAUAUUUGAAAAAAAAAGUGAAGAAUCUGCAUUAAAUAUUUCAUAAGUGGUCCAUUUAAACUAACAAAAAAAGAAUAUCUCUUAAAGAAAUAGUAAAUAAAUAAAAUAAGCAAAAAUAGCGAUAGAAUAUUCUGAAAGAAAAAAAAACAAAAACGACAGAAUAGCCGCGCCAGCCGAAAGGUAUCUUGUAAAAAAGAUAUUUCAAAAUAAAAUAAUAUAAAUGUUUAUUCAAAAAAAAGGAACAUCAAUUUCCAAUUUGAAUAUUAAAAGAAAAAAAAACAAAAAUAGUCUUAAUCAUAGAAAAUUAAUAUAAAAAGAAAAUACGCAAAUGGAAAAUAUUGCUCGUGAAAAAAAAAACUUUCUCGCAUUUAUCAGUAAAAAAAAAUAUUAUAAAAUUAAAUAGAAUAAAGGGUAAGGAAGAAGAAAACUUAAAUGAAAAAGAAAAAAAUAUUCCAGUGUGUAGUCGUAAAAACAAAAUACAAAGAGAAUGAAUUUAAAAGAGAAAAAAAUAAACCUAUAGCACAAAGUAAAUCCACCUUCUCUUUGGAAUAUUUUCACAUUUUUUGGGGAGUUUUUUUUUUGUAUGUAGCAAAGGUGUUUAUACGUUUCUAUAUGGGGGGAAGGCCACAAAUUAAACAAUCGGAACACACAUAUUCUUGUAGAGUUUCAAAGAAGAUUAGGAAUUCACAAAAAAGACUUCCAAUUAGCUGGGAAAUAGCAGCAAAGAUUUACCCAGAAAAUACAAAUAAUGACGUCAUUCUUGUGGUUUUACCUCUUUCAAUGUAAGAAGCAUUUACACUGAUGAUUCAUCUGUAGGUUUCCUUGCGGACUUUAAUGUUUCUUCAAUGUUUUUCUCUUCAAAGACAUGAAACAUGAAAAAUUCUAAUCAAAACGUUCUGGAAGAAACACAACAGUGACGUCAUUUUAUGUAUUUUUCGAUAAAUCUUUGUCAGCUUCUUUUCCAGCUAAUCCUUGUAGAAAUAUUGAAAGUCUUUUUGGCGAUUUCUUAAUUUUAAUUGAUCUUCUUCUACAAAAUUUCACGUGUCCCGAUUGUUUUCUUAAAAAAAAAGCCCAUGUAGACACGAGUGAACACCUUUGAAAAAAAAAAAAAUAAAAUCAUUAAAAAGAAAAAAAAGUCAUUAAAUAGUGAAAUUGAUAAAAAUAAAUCCUAAUUUUUAAGGAAAUCCACAGGAUUCCCUUUUUCUGCUUAUUUUUGUCAUAAAGAGCGGAAGAAAAACAAACCGUAUGGUGGAGUAAUUUUUAGAGAAAGAAAAUUAAAUGAAAAAAAAAAUCUUCAAAACCAAAAAAUAGAAUGAGAAAAAGAAAUUAUUCUGACACGAGAAAACUUCUUCGUAUUUGGGGCAGAAUUGAAAGGACGAUGCAAAAGAAAAUGUAAACCAAACUUCCUCCCUUCCCUGAAAGGUCAUUUUUUAAUUGGAAGUCCAUGACCUUUCAGCCAAGCGACGAAGGUGGGACAAAUUAAUGGAAGAAAGAAAAAUAUGAAGAAAAAUUAGAUGCGAAAAAUUAACAAAACAUUAAUAAAAAAAAAGAUGAAAAAAAACAUAAUACAUAUUAAUAUUAAAUGAUAAAUGUGUGUCAAAAAAAUUAAAGAUAUAAUAAAAAUGAAAAAUCUUUUUUAUAUUCAUAAAGCAAAGAAAAAAACCCAUAAAAAUCAUACCAUUGAAGGUGAAAGUAAUGAAAGAAAAAAAAAUAUUUAUUACUUUUCAACACAAAAAAAACUUAUUGUAGCUAUUCGGACGAAAGAAGGUCAUCAGCAAUUUUUGUCCUUAAUGAGAAAUUCCCACGAAAAGGAGGACCAGAAAUUUCAAAGGAAAAACUUAAAGAAAAUCCCGGAGAGUGGUAAACAGGACAAAAAUUGCGGAUGUUUCCUUCUCAAAAGCGCAGACGUUGAGGAGCGAAGAUAAUAUAGUAAAAAAAAAACACAAGAAAUUGAUGGUAAAAAAAUUGUAUAAUGAAAAGGAAUAUUCAAGUCGUGAACUAAUUAUUAUUAAAAAUGAUGAAGAAAAAGAUAAAAGAAAUAAGGAAAAUAAUAAUAUAAAUUUGUGUACUAUUAUAACUAUAUAAAUAUAUUAUAAUUAUAUGAAGAAUCUUUAUAAAUAAAGAAAAAAUAUAUAAAUAAAAGUAAAUGAAAAAAUAAAGGAUUAUGAGAAAAAAAAUAUUGGAUAAAGCAUUUCAAGUCGAAUGAUUGAAGUUUUUUGGUUCUUUUUAUAAAAAAAAAUAAAUAAAUAAAUGAGAAAAAUUUCAAAUUGGAGGAAAAAAUGACGGAAUAGAUUUUUUCAGCGUUUUCAAGAGAUUUUAGAGAUCCAAAAAAAAAGAGAAAGAAAAAUUAAAUUUAAUAAAGAAAAAUGAGCAUUUUACAAUCACAACUUUAAUUAUUAUUUUUAUUCAGUUUAAUUUUAGAGAUUGAAAUAAGAAGAAAAUCCCAUUUUCCCCCCAAGAUAAAAGUGAAAAUGUAAAAUGCCAUUGAGAAGAAAAAAAAAAGAAUGAAAAAAUAGUAAAAGUUUUUAAGUAAAGUAAAAACGAUAAAUUCUUCAUUAAAAGCGAUGUAUUCUCAUACACAUUAUAAAGAAAAAAAAACUCAAGAAAAUAAUACAAAAAAAUGACGUCAUUCCACUUAUGAACAAAUUUAUAAUAAAUGAAGAAAAAAACUCUUUUAAAAGGUAAAAAAAAUAUAAAAAAUGAGAAUCAUGAUUGGCUGAAGUUUAUAAGAAAUUAAUGAUGAAAUAAAAUAAUUUAAAAAAUG